Messenger RNA from Aptenodytes forsteri (emperor penguin), 2562 nucleotides. It is a transcript of the gene CISD1, whose product is annotated as CDGSH iron sulfur domain 1. Gene Ontology annotation, cellular component: mitochondrial outer membrane; intracellular membrane-bounded organelle. The transcript has 3 exons. Lineage: Eukaryota; Metazoa; Chordata; Aves; Sphenisciformes; Spheniscidae. Gene Ontology annotation, biological process: regulation of autophagy. The record is from RefSeq and is a predicted model, not a curated record. Gene Ontology annotation, molecular function: 2 iron, 2 sulfur cluster binding. The coding region runs from base 79 to 405 and encodes 108 amino acids.
UGCCUGAGGGCGGUUGGUGGCGCAUGCGCGGCGGGGCGCGGAGCUGCGCGUGCCCUCUACGCCGUCGGAGCGGGAGCGAUGGGGCUGGGGCAGAACUCCGCCGUGCGGGUUGAAUGGAUUGCUGCAGUCUCCGUAGCUGCUGGAGCAGCUGCUGUUGGGUAUCUCGCUUACAAAAAAUUUCUCUCUAAAGACAAAUGCUGCAAAGCAAUGGUGAAUCCCCAUAUCCAGAAGGAUAACCCCAAGGUAGUCCAUGCAUUUGAUAUGGAAGAUCUGGGAGACAAGGCUGUGUACUGUCGUUGUUGGAGAUCUAAGAAGUUCCCGCUGUGUGAUGGCUCUCACACAAAGCACAACGAGGAAACUGGUGACAACGUUGGGCCUCUGAUCAUCAAGAGGAAGGAGGCAUAGAGUGGACAGUAGAAGCUACAAAAUGAAUGUCUGACAAAUCCUCUGCUCACUUGUAAUUGGGGGAAAAACCACAAAUUCUUUGUCGCAUCACUGAAGACUUUCCAAUGUAGUAUAUACAUCAGGCUUCAGCAGGUGUAUUUUCUCUGGUGCUUGUCUUGUUUUAAUCACUACAACGCAUAAUUUACUAAAUAGUCGUGGUUUAAAUUUUUUGUCCUGUAAAGUGUGUGUACCCUCUCACUGAGUAUGAAACUAAAAUGACGCACAGAAUGUACUUCAUCAGAAAAUAGGUAUUAAAUUAUUUUCAAAUACAUGUGUACUACUCUGAGGCUAUUCAGUAGAAAGUGUGUUCAAAAUGUAGAUCUUAAAAUUCUGGAGAGAUUCUAAAGUUGCAGGUCUGGAUAGAUUUCUAUGUAAAAGGCAGUAGCAGGAAAGAAAUCGUGCCAAAAUGCAGCUUAACCUCUGAUUACGCUGCAUGUUCUGCAGGUGUCAACGUUUGGCCUGUUACACUACUGUUCUGUGUGGCUUUUGUAAAAAAACAAAUUUAAAAUAGUGAACUAUGAGCAGACAACAUAAAAGGCUUAUAGCAAGACAGGGCUAAAGGGCAACUUUACCUUUGAUUUUACAGCAGUGUUGAAAUUUGACCCUACUACCAUAUGGUAUCAAGAACAUACUACCGGAACUGCAGACCUGUAUUUAGAGUAGGAUUAGGAAGAUGGUCUCUGUGAGAGCUUUCUUAAUAGACAAGUGGAAUGAUAUGAAGAGCUCGGAGUGAUGGGCAGGGGGUGGCAGGGUUGUCUUUGCUGCUAGAAAGCCUUAGUUUCACUUGCAAUCUCUAGCAGUGAAGCUAACUUCCCCAGACCACAGGACACUUCUGUGGGGGAGGCUAUGCUGAUUUAUUCCAGAAGCUAAAAUAAAAACUAAAACCCCACCCAUCAUUACUGUUUGCUUCAUCAUUGCUCUGGCUGGUUCAGGAGGACUCUUCCUGCUGUGGAGGGAGGAGGCACACCUUUCUUACUAAGUGGCCUUAGGCUCUAUAUGUCUUAAAUAACUCUGGCCUCCCUGGGCUAACUGUUGACAUGGUUCAGCUAAUUUUACCAAAAGAACUGACAUGGACAAGGAAAGGCUCUGGCCGCAGCUAGAAACAAGGGGGAAAGGAAGGAUGAGACAAGGAGAGCUCUUACCCUCCUUUUGUACGGCACUUGUCUGCCUUGCCUGACACGGUUGCAUUAAUGGCUAGCAUGUUGGUUUCCGUAAAUUAAGUAGCUUUGAUUUAUUAACAUGCAAAUGACUACAAAACAAAACCCAAAGAGUGGGGUGGCAGAGGGCAGUUUUGUAUUAAGCCCGGUCCAUUAGCGUAAUUGCAGCCUGUGUAAGAUUGAGCUCUCAAUGUCUGGGACAGAGAGACUACCUCAGAGCUAGAGGAAAGGUCUUUUCAAGAAGCUGACAUUUUAACCUAGACCCUUAGAGAUUAUUCCAGGUGAUCAGGGCAGUAGAGGUUUUAUUUAAUUUUUUUUAAGGGUGUGGUUGGUAUGACUGGUGAAAAUUGAAGAAAAUGUUUUGCAUAUUCUUGAUGUGAGACUUUCAGAGGCUGAGGUCUUAGCUGACUGGUCUGAACUUUGGCAGAAGGCACAAGAAGUAGAGAAGGUGGCACAGAGUCAGAGAAAGAGGGUUUGCAGGUGGAGUGCUAUAGUGGGGGCAACUGCUGCCUGUGAGAGACCCCUGCUUGUAAGAAGUUGCAGUCAAAUACAUUUAGUUUCUAUCUUUUCUUCCUGUCUUGACUGUAAAGGUACUUGAUGUUUUUUACUUGGCCAAGUACUGAUGCAUAUGGAAAGUUGUUUUAACCUUAAAUUAUCAAAUACAUUGCUUUUAUUCAAAACAAAGUUAUUUCUGUAUUAUUAGAACAUGACACUGGAUAUUUCUGUAUUUUUGUCAAAUACACAUUUGAGCUCAUCUUAAUCUCGGGGUUGUAAUGUCUGUGUUAUCUCAUGGGUGUGCCAUUUCUUUCAAAGGAGAGUUACACUGUGAGUAGUGCUGUAUGCCAACGCUGCUGUAACCAUAAACCUGUGUCUGGGUUGGGUUUUCCUUCUGAGACUUAUUUUCCUGUUAGCAGCAAAGCCUGGCUGCUCUUGAAGGAAUAAAAGUUCACUGAAAACUGCA